This is a messenger RNA of Exaiptasia diaphana, 702 nucleotides long. RefSeq names its product myosin-2 essential light chain. Bases 16 to 534 code for a protein of 172 amino acids. Gene Ontology annotation, cellular component: myosin II complex. Gene Ontology annotation, molecular function: calcium ion binding. The transcript is spliced from 6 exons. The record is from RefSeq and is a predicted model, not a curated record. NCBI's taxonomy places the organism in Eukaryota, Metazoa, Cnidaria, Anthozoa, Actiniaria, Aiptasiidae.
AUAAGGGCAACAUAAAUGGCAAUAAGCACGUCGAUCACGCAAGCUUUGAUAAAGACGAUCGCCUGCGAGUUGAGUGACACAAGAUCUGCAAAAAUGGCAUCUCUGACAGACGACCAGAUUGGAGAAUACAGAGAGGCUUUUAGUUUGUUUGACAGAAAGGGAGACAACAAAAUUGAUUAUGAUCAAAUAGGCGAUGUUCUGCGAUCGCUUGGUCUGAAUCCCACUGCUGGCGAAGUCAAAAAGAUCGAGAAAGAUGUUGGUGCAAAACGUGUCAGUUUUGAAGAAUUUCUUCCAAUCUAUCACUCAGCAUUUCAAAAGAAAACCAAUCCAUCACUGGAAGAGUUCAUUGAAGGCUUUAGAGUAUUUGAUCGUGAUGGCACAGGCACUGUUCAAGCUGCAGAGCUAAGAAACUUGCUAACAACUCUGGGUGAGAAACUCACAGAUGACGAAGUAAAUGUGCUGUUUGGUACUGUUGAUGAUCAAAGUGGUUACAUCUCAUAUGAAGACUUUGUGAAAGUCAUCUUGUCAGGAUAAAUAACCGAAUACAUCAAUGAGAAUAUUUUAUAUUGUGUAAGAUGUCCUUUCCAAGACAUUUAUCUUUUUCCUAAAUAAGGUUUUUCACUUUUUCACAAUUAUAUACACAUGUAUAGUUAACGAAAUUGUACUUUUGUAGGACAAUAAAAGUUGAGAUCUUUAAACUGA